Aspergillus caelatus is the source of this 3421-nucleotide messenger RNA. RefSeq lists its product as uncharacterized. Bases 1 to 3420 code for a protein of 1139 amino acids. NCBI's taxonomy places the organism in Eukaryota, Fungi, Ascomycota, Eurotiomycetes, Eurotiales, Aspergillaceae. The transcript is spliced from 2 exons. Gene Ontology annotation, molecular function: FAD binding. The record is from RefSeq and is a predicted model, not a curated record.
AUGGCUACCCUCCAUUCCCUGAAGGAGGCCCUUAGGCAACAAGUCACAACUACGCCGUCAUCUUCGAAGCAGCAGUUGUCCGACACACAAUACAGCGCUGGCUUCGAUAUCUUCGCUCACGAGUCAGCAUACCAAGACUUCAUUAGUCCUCAACUAUCUCAGCUGCUAGCUCCUCUCUUCAACUCGCGUAUUCAUAUCUCGGUCCUCGAGAUUGGACCAGGCCCCAAGAGCGUGCUCGGGUAUCUACCACACAGUCUAAGACAGAAGAUCAAAAGAUACGCUGCCUUUGAGCCUAAUGGGCUGUUCGCUACAAGGGUGGAGGAAUGGCUCUGCCCUUUGGAGACAGAGUCCCCGCUUCCCGGUCUGGCAAGCCCGCCUGAUAUACAUCGAGCUCCAUUCGUUCUGAACAGCAACAUAGGGAACGGUACCAGUACCAGUACGAGUAGUAGUGACGAAAAGUUCGAUCUUGUCUUAUUUUGCCACAGCAUGUACGGCAUGAAACCCAAAGACAAGUUCAUCGAACAGGCACUGGAAAUACUUGUCGAGGAGCCCCAAGGCGGAAUGGUGGUGGUUUUUCAUCGCGACGGGACCCUGCGCCUCAACGGAUUAGUGUGCCAUCGAACAGCAUGCUUCCCUACCGGGGUUGUUCGCGUGCUAAUUGACGACGAAGAGCUGGACAACUUCGCUGCGUUCGUCGCAGGGUUUGUCAUGCAGGAUACAGAGGCUGACAGGGCAACUCAAUUCGAGUGGCGUAAAGUGUGCCGCGCCUUGGGCCAUCGUAAAGAAGCCUACCCAGACCAUCUCUUGUUCAGAUCUCCCAACGUCAUGGUGGCCUUCACCAAGCAUGCGACCACGUUGCCGCAGUUGACGGCGCAGGUCCCGUUGGUGAAGGAUAAGACGAUUAAGAACCGGGAGGCUUGCCUCCACGGCUCCGCUUCCAUUGUAAGACCCACAGAUGUCCGGCAUGUCCAGCAGUGCGUUCAAUGGGCUCGGAAGCACGAGGUCGGUCUGACCGUCGUUGGCGGAGGCCACAGCGGCCAGUGUCUAUGGCCUAACGUCGUCUCGGUCGACAUGAGUGCCUUUGACCAAAUACACAUUGUCCCGGCUGGGAAAGAUGGAGGAGAAUCUAGCUCCGAUUCCAACUCCAUGGUUGUCGUUGGGACGGGCUGCAAGGCGGGGGAUAUCGUCCGCAAAACCAUGGCGGCUGGCCUGACAGUGCCCUUGGGGGCCCGCCCAAGCGUAGGCGCAGGACUAUGGUUACAGGGCGGCAUCGGGCACCUGGCUAGGUUAUAUGGGCUCACGUGUGAUGCCAUCAUCGGUGCCGUGGUGGUCAGCGUCGACUCUGGCGAGGUUCUCUGUAUCGGCCAUGUACCAAGCCAACACUGCCCGGCCGGUGCCGUGCGCCCAAAAAAUGAAAUCGAUCUUUUAUGGGCAAUCAAAGGUGCUGGGACCAACUUUGGUAUCGUAGUCAGUGUUACCUUCAAGGCAUACGUGGCUCCAGUCCACUUGGUUCGAAACUGGGUUCUCCCGCUGAAUGACAACCUCGAGGCGCAGCGCAAGCUGAACAAUGUUGAUAAUCUCAUCGCCAGCAAACUCCCGGGGAACUGUUCUGCAGAUGCGUACCUGUACUGGGAAUUCGGCAAGCUGCGUCUUGGCGUGACCAUGUUCGAGGCUUCCACGACUAGGCUUAUCUCGGAUACGUCCACACCCACGCCCGCGCCUGUGGACGUAGACACAAUAUUGGGAGGGGAAGGCAAAUUCGAUGUCGUGGAUGGCGUCGGUUUGUUCGAGGCUGAGAUGUACAUGUCCCAGAUGCACGGCGGGCACGGCGGCUGCAAAACCUCUGCGUUCAAGCGAUGUAUUUUCUUAGAAAGUAUUGGAGCAGUAAACAUCGCCGAUAUCUUAAUGACGGCCGUUGAGACUCGUCCCACGCCAUUCUGCUAUCUCCAUCUGCUACACGGCGGCGGUGCAGUCAGUGACGUGGCGGCCGAUGCCACUGCUUUCGGUUGUCGAGACUGGGACUACGCCUGCGUGAUAACUGGUGUGUGGCCCCGCGACCAAGAUGGGACUGAGAUCGCCCAUGCUGCUGAGCGGUGGGUAUACAAAGUCGCCAGGGAUUUGUUGCCCCUGAGUAGCGGAGUUUACGGCGCAGACCUCGGGCCAGACCCCAGAGACGACAUCCUGGCGACUAAGGCUUUUGGCCCAAACCGGCCGCGCCUGGCCCGUCUCAAGCACUGUUCGGACCCGCAUAAUGUGCUGGCUUACGCCUGCCCGCUCCCAAAAGUGCCGAUGAAACAAAGACUCAUCAUUCUUGUCACCGGCGACAGUUGCGCUGGCAAGGACUAUUGUGCCGACAUCUGGGUUUCCGAGUUCCUCGCAUUCAACCAGAAGAACCUCACGGCACGCGCGGUUAGCAUUAGCGAUGCGACUAAGCGAGAGUACGCGACGGCCACUGGUGCCGAUCUGACCUGUCUGCUUUCGGACCGACCUCGGCUGCCAGAGGAGCAUUUCCUGAAUGUGGUGGACAGCGCUACAGAUGUAGACGUGCUGCUAAUCACCGGCAUGAGAGAUGAGGCGCCGGUGGCAACCUUUUCGCAUCUGGUGCCAGACGUCAGGUUGCUCGAAGUUUGCAUUCAAGCUAGCGAAGAGACGCGGCAGGCUCGCGGAGGGUGCCACGGCGGUGAUGACGAUGGUAACGAAAACAAGAAUAGCGCCAAUGGCAAGUCGAAUCUGACGGCCCUGGACUACCGCCCCGAUCUCAUCUUCCACAAUGAUACGACCGGAGAGAAGGCGGCAAAAAAGUUUGCCGAACACUACCUGCUUCCCUUCUGCCACGAGGACCUGCAACGACUGGCCAAUAUGGUGCGCCAGGUGCCCGACUUUCCACGCUCGGGCAUUGAGUUCCGCCAUGUGCUCGACAUUUCCCAGCAGCCAGGUGGGUUGUCUCUCUGCGCAUCUCUGCUGCAGUCUCACUUUGCCAGUGAUUGGGCCAAAGUCGAUGUUGUAGCGUCUUGCGAGGCCGGUGGCUUUGUCUAUGCGUCCGCGUUAGCCUCGCGGGUUAAUGUACCCUUGGCACUUAUUCGCGACGAGGGUAAGCUUCCCCCACCCACUAUUUCUGCUGCCAAGUCACCAUCGCAUGUCUCGGCUUCAUCAUCCAACGGUGUGAGCGAGAAGGGGUUCGAGAUGGCUCGGGAUUUGAUCCCCCGAGACGCGUCAGUGGUGGUAGUGGACGAUGUGCUUGCCACGGGGAACACACUAUGCGCGGUGCUGCAGCUCUUAAAUAAAGCUGGCAUCAGUACAAAGAAUAUUACCGUUAUGGUGGUGGCUGAAUUCCCUGUUCACCGGGGCCGAGGACUUUUGCGGCAGCUUGGCUUUGGCGGAGUCAAUAUUCAAAGCCUUCUGGUCUUUGAUGGUGCCUAAU